Messenger RNA from Ostrinia furnacalis (Asian corn borer), 447 nucleotides. Its product is annotated as facilitated trehalose transporter Tret1-like. The transcript is spliced from 3 exons. Bases 7 to 447 code for a protein of 146 amino acids. Gene Ontology annotation, biological process: transmembrane transport. Gene Ontology annotation, cellular component: membrane. Gene Ontology annotation, molecular function: transmembrane transporter activity. Lineage: Eukaryota; Metazoa; Arthropoda; Insecta; Lepidoptera; Crambidae. The record is from RefSeq and is a predicted model, not a curated record.
GGGAAGAUGUAUCAAACUUUGACGGCUCUUGCAUGUUCUCUAGGCAGUAUGUGCCUAGGAUCGCUGAUGGUGUGGCCGUCAUAUACCCUUCCAAUGCUGGCCGCUUCGAACAACACCAUUCUGUCAGCACCAUUAACGGGAGCUGAAGAAGCCAUGCUGGGCAGUCUGCCGGCCGCGGGCGCGGCGGUAGGAGCGGCUGUCAUGGGAUGCUAUGAUACUUUUGGGAGAAAGAGAGCUAGUCUGGUCAUGACGCUCCUUUUUGCUAUAUCCUGGUGCACGAUAGGCAUGACCAGCUCAAUCAUGGUGGUGCUCAUGGCUCGGUUCCUGGGAGGGUUCGCGGGAGGAGCAACGAUGGUUGUCAACCCGGUGUACAUAGCAGAAGUGGUCGAGGAUGGUUCCCGUGGAAUACUCGCUUCAGGUAAUGAGAAAUCACUAGUGUUCUGGUAG